Stylophora pistillata is the source of this 2396-nucleotide messenger RNA. RefSeq names its product DNA replication factor CDC6. Gene Ontology annotation, molecular function: DNA replication origin binding; ATP hydrolysis activity. Lineage: Eukaryota; Metazoa; Cnidaria; Anthozoa; Scleractinia; Pocilloporidae. Gene Ontology annotation, cellular component: nucleus. The record is from RefSeq and is a predicted model, not a curated record. Gene Ontology annotation, biological process: cell division; DNA replication initiation; mitotic DNA replication checkpoint signaling.
UGCAGAUUGUCGCUUGAUCCCUUCGAUAUCGAUCGUCGAGAGUUUUAGCUUCCUUUCCACCAUAUUCCUACAAAGAUGCCUCGAAUUACUCGUAGUGCUCAGAAACAAAUCGAAUUUCGUUGUCAGAAGACUCGAUCACAACAGAAGAAGAACGAAGGAACGAUCGCGGCAAGUCGAAGCAAACACACUAGAGAAUGUUCGAUCUCACCGAGAAAACGACGCGAUCCCACAAAGGCUUGUCAAACCCUGGUUUCCGUAUCCCCGAAGAAGAGAAAGAACAACAAUGGAAAGGUUACAGAGGUUGUUUCCAGCGAUGAAGAGAACUCUGAUCCAAAGCAGAAGCUUUCAUUUGCAGGGCUUGAAUCACUAAAGACAACACCAAGAAACCAAGCAAGAUGUAAGAGUGCAAAUGCUGGUCUUAAAGUGGGGUCAGAACCAAGGAAAACACUCUCUCUUGCUCGCCAAGAUGGUCAGCAAUAUUCCAAAGUAAGAAGAGCUCUGCAUUCUUCGCAUCCUAAUAACUUGCUGUGUCGAGAGAAAGAGAUCACAGAAAUAAGAAAGUUUCUACAGAAUCAUCUGCUUAGGGGAAAACCAGGAAGUCUGUACAUAUCAGGUGCUCCUGGCACAGGAAAGACGGCUUGUUUGACAAAGAUUAUGUUUGAAAUGAAAGAUGAUAUCAGAAAAUGUCAAGUUAUUUUUGUUAACUGCAUGGCACUAAAACAACCUCAAGACAUUUUCAAGAAGAUAGCAGUUGAAUUAGUUGGAGAAGACCAGUGUCCAGCAAAAACUUCACAAAAAUUCCUUGAAGAGGAAUUUUCUUCAUCAGCUGCAACAAGAAUCCUUAUCUUAGAUGAAAUGGAUCAACUGGAAUCAAAACAUCAGGAAAUUCUUUACACUAUGUUUGAAUGGCCAUCUCUGCCAAAAUCAAAACUAAUUCUUAUUGGGAUUGCAAAUGCCCUGGAUUUGACUGACAGGAUUCUUCCACGCCUACAAGCCAGGCCUAAAUGUAAACCAGAGCUUCUCCACUUUGCACCCUACACAAAGGAACAGAUUGUACUCAUCAUAAAGGACAGAUUGACAAUGGUGGAUGAUGGAAAUAGCAUUCUUGAUUCUUCAGCUCUGCAGUUUUGUGCUAGAAAGGUGUCUGCCAUGGCUGGUGACAUGAGAAAAGCCUUAGAUAUCUGCAGGCGAGCGGUUGAAGUGGUAGAAUCUGGAGAAAGGAAACAACAGAUUUUACAACCAGUUGGAAAAGCUGAAUCUCCCUCAAAAAGGAUUGAAACUCCAUCAAAGCCUAAAAAGGUUGGAAUUUCUCAGAUUGCUAGUGUUGUCGCAGAAGUUUAUGGAUCCCGUCUGGUCUCAGGCCCUGGAGGUGAACAGCCAACAAUACCAAUGCAACAGAAGCUUCUUAUCUGCACAUUUUUGUUGAUGACAAAAGAACGCAGCACUAAAGAAGUUGUUUUAGGCAAGUUUCACGACACUUACUGUAAAAUCUGCUCCAAGAGAAAAGUCUCCCAUCUUGGUCAGGAAGAUUUCCUUGGGCUGUGUAACAUUCUUGAGACUAGGGGACUUGUUGGAAUGAAAAGAGCUAAAGAUACCAGAAUGAUUAAGGUGACCCUAAAAAUUGAUGAAAAAGAGGUUGACUAUGCAUUACAGGACAAAACAUUGCUCUCUUCAAUUCUUCAGGAAGGCAUACCAACAUUGUCUAAGAACUAAAUUUAAGAUAGCAAAUUUGAAUUGAAAGACGUUAGCACUUUUGUUGUAGAAAUCAUUUAAAAAUUUUUCUUAAACAAUCAUAAUUUUAUUUCAUACAAAUGCUUUGCAAGAUUUAUUCUAAGGUUCCCCUUCUUUAAACUGAGUCUUAAAGAGUCAGUUAAAAUAUUUUUUGUAAAGAAUUUAUCAAUUUUAUUUUCAAGAAAAUAUGUUGUAUAACAUUAGGGACUGGUCAUUAUUAAUCUUUUGGAGGGAGGAAGGGGGGGAAUUUUGAUUUCCCCCUUAGGGAUAUGUAGUAAUCUAAUGAUACCCCUUCAUUUGCAUUCAUUUUUUUACAGCCCCCCCUUGAUAAUCUGUUAGUGCAACUGGUCCCCCCACCAUCUCCUCUGGAAAACCAAGUGAUCCCCCCAAAAAUCCUCUGGCCCCAUCCCACCAGGCAAUAAAUUUUGAGUGGUCCUCUUUACCCACUAAUUUAUAAUGCACAUACACAAAAUGUUCAGAAAAUUUUUAACUUAUCAGUCUGCUGUUUCUAAGCUUAUAUCUUCACUAAAACUAUUUUAAAUAAAAUUUUCUUGUAGCUAUCUUGUAUAGUUUUAAAAGCACUUGUGAAAUACCAGUUUGCAAUGUAAUUUGUUUUAAAUUAUGCGAGUUUCAAAUGUACACAAUAAAGUUGUUUUUUAAAGCCA